ACCUCUCAAUAGGUAGAAAGCAAAGGGUUAGAGGUACUAAUUACUGUAAGAUAAUUAAGAGCAGUGGAAAACAGAUAUGAAGCUGUUGCUAGUUUUAACUUUAAGUUUUAUAAUAAGUGCUCAUUGUGAGCAGGAUCCUGGACAAUUUCAAGAUGGUUGUGAGCGUGAUGGAAAUCUCAGACUAGUACAUAAAACUGAAGACAACUAUGGAGCAUUACAAGUCUGCAUCUAUCAACGGGAAUGGAGAUACAUCACUCCAUCAGGCUGGACACCAGCAGCUGCUAGACUGGCCUGCAGGCGACUAAACCUUGGCUAUAAUAAUUAUUAAUGCUGCAUCAGGAAGUUUGAUGUUGUCCAGCAAUGUAAACAUUUUUAAAAUACGAGAUGCUGACUGUGUUGAGGAUGCACAAGUAUUAUAUGACUGCAUUGUGUAUGGAGGGUGGGAACGUACAGCUGUGACAAUGAACUGUGUUGAUUGCACUGAUGGAGCCAUGAGACUAGUGGGUGGGUCCACAGUCAGUGAAGGCAGACUAGAGAUAUGCCACAAUGGUCAAUGGGGGACAAUAUGCAAUCAGGGAUGGACACACAGUAGAGCUGCUCAAGUGUGCAGUAGACUAGGGCUACCAACCUACAAUGCUACACUCCAUCAAUUCAUUGGAGGAGAUGGUUCAGUAUACACAUACAACUGCACAACAAUGGACAGUGAUAUUUCUAACUGUAUCCAAGAGUCAUCUUGUGCCCACUCAAUGGAUGUUGGAGUGAAGUGUCUUCCUUUCACUGAUGCUUGUGCAUAUCUACUCAAUAAAUCUAUUGCUGCUGUUAGGAAAUCAGGAGCACUCAUUGGUCUAUUGGCAGCUGCUCUAGUGGUGGUUGUAACUGGAUGGAUUGUGUCGUGUGUUUACUUUCAGAGAAAAAUAAACAAGAAAUACAAAGACCACACCCACACAACGUCUGCAUCUACGAGUGACCCCACCCUCCAACUCAACAACCCAGUGUAUGAUGGUAGCACCACUGUCCCACACACCACGUACAGCUCUCAUGGACCCUCCUAUGAGGUCAUUGACACUAACGAGGGGGCGGGACACAGCUAUGAUAUCAUCAGUCAUAGGGGUGGAGUUAGACCACACCCACCUAACACACACCCUGUGUCCAACGAGGAGUACAGUACGCUAGACACCAGCAGAGAGAAUGAGUAUCACACACUAGAGAGCAAUACUGGAGAUGGUCAAUAUUCAAUGGUUGGACACACUAGAUCACGAGGUGCCCGCCCCCCUUCAGGGGGAAGAGUACUCUACAGUAACCAUUAAUUGCAGUAAGCACACUAAAAUGUUCAGCUAUAUUUGUACAAAAGCAAAGUUUUACAGGCAAUGGUGACAGUCCUACUGAGGUCUGCCAACCGAGUACUGAACAAAAUGGUUAUGAUAAAGAGAUGACAACCAACAACAGGCAACUAUCGACAAUUACCGAAACCUCACACCCGAUUGAAGGAGCUACAAUAGAAGGACAGGAAAGCACAGUCAUGAGUACUAGUGGGACAUUAGGAGCACUCAUUGGUCUAUUAGCAGCUGCUCUAGUGGUGGUUGUCACUGGAUGGAUUGUGUCAUGUGUUUACUUUCAGGGGAAAAUAAACAAGCAACACAAUUAGAAAACGAACCUGCUAACAGAAAGAAUAGCAAACCUAUAAUUAUGGCAAUGUACAUGUACACACACACACUCCCAACCCCCCUCUCAGAGAC
Messenger RNA from Halichondria panicea, 1736 nucleotides. RefSeq names its product scavenger receptor cysteine-rich type 1 protein M160-like. Lineage: Eukaryota; Metazoa; Porifera; Demospongiae; Suberitida; Halichondriidae. Gene Ontology annotation, cellular component: membrane. The transcript has 6 exons. The record is from RefSeq and is a predicted model, not a curated record. The coding region runs from base 348 to 1307 and encodes 319 amino acids.